GUUUCUACACAAUUUUAAACAGAAAAUGGAUUUGAAUUUGCUGCAACCCAAAAUAGACCAGAAUGAACCAGAGGAAAUUGAAAUAAAACUAAUAAAAAGGAAAAUUGAAGAUGAAACUUCAACAGAAAAGUGUAAAAAAUUAAAAACAAAUGAAUUGGAACAAGAAACAGCUGAACAAAUUAAGGAAGCAAUAGCCGAUGGUAAACAAAAUAAAACAAACAAGAAAUCUCAGGAAACAGAGCUACUAAAUGAAAAAUUAUGUACAAAACUAAACACUACAGCAGCUAAAGAACAACAACAAAAUGAUGGAGAAACUAAAGUACCCAGCAGUCCUAAAAAACGUUUGGAAGUUUCAAAGCCAUCAUGUUCACAAAAAGUAAAUAAAGAAAAAUUUAUUUAUGGCAACUAUAGUCAAUAUUAUGGUUAUCGUAACAAGGACAAAGAUAACCAUGACAUACGUUUGGAUGUGUUUGCUGAACAAAAGGAAAUGUUUAAAAAUAAACAAAUUUUAGAUAUAGGCUGCAAUAGUGGCUUCAUUACCAUGGAGGUGGCUAAGCAACUUGAAAUCAAAUCAAUAGUAGGCCUCGAUAUAGAUAGAUCUUUGAUAAAUCAAGCCAUUAAAAACUUAACAAAAUGUAAGAAAUCCUUACCCAUGGAUAAUGAAUUGAAAAGACUGAAAAAGUUUCCCUUCAACAUUACAUUUGUACAUGGCAAUUAUGUAUUGAAAGAUGAUGUUCUACUGGAAAUUGAAAAAGCUCAAUUUGAUGUGAUAUUAUGUUUAUCCAUAACCAAAUGGAUACAUUUGAAUUUUGGUGAUAAAGGCCUUAAACAAGCUUUCCGGCGUAUGUUUUUGCAGUUGAAGCCUCAGGGUAGGCUAAUACUGGAAGCUCAACCUUUUGAUAAUUAUGGCAGAAGGAAAAAAAUGACGGAAACCAUAUUUCAGAAUUUCAAGGAUAUGAAAUUCUUACCCAAAAACUUUACCGAGUAUUUGCUAUCUACCGAAGUGGGCUUUUCUAAUAUGGAAUUAAUGGGUGUACCUGAUCAUUGUGCAAAGGGUUUUAAGAGACCCAUACAGAUUUUCUUUAAAAAAUAAUUUAAUAAAACCAUGAAUUAAAUGAAUUGAUAUUUUGUUAUACUACUUAC
Messenger RNA from Calliphora vicina (urban bluebottle blowfly), 1143 nucleotides. RefSeq names its product probable RNA methyltransferase CG1239. Gene Ontology annotation, biological process: snRNA modification. Lineage: Eukaryota; Metazoa; Arthropoda; Insecta; Diptera; Calliphoridae. The transcript has 2 exons. Bases 26 to 1093 code for a protein of 355 amino acids. Gene Ontology annotation, molecular function: RNA methyltransferase activity; snRNA binding; O-methyltransferase activity. The record is from RefSeq and is a predicted model, not a curated record.